AUCCCCGCUCUGGAUCCCUUGGAAGGCGUGGGGCGAAACUUUGAGGCACUAGAACAAAAUGACACCAGUCAAAAUUCAUCUCAGGAGUUUGUUCCGAUGAUUCAACGAAUACCACCGGAGAUCUUGGUUGAGAUUGCGGACUUGGCUGUAAACGAUGGG
Molecule: messenger RNA, 159 nt
Organism: Acaulospora colombiana
Lineage: Eukaryota; Fungi; Glomeromycota; Glomeromycetes; Diversisporales; Acaulosporaceae
Source: the annotation of a GenBank genome assembly